AUGAAGGGCAAAGUGUUUGCUGUAACUGGCGCAGGCUCAGGAAUUGGUAGAGCCACCGCUGUCCGGCUCGCUGAAUUAGGGGCAAGAGGCAUUGCUCUCAGUGACCAAGACGAGUCAGGUUUGGUGGAAACGCAGAAGUUGUGUAGCCAGUACUCAGCAGAAGUCAGGAUCACCAGAGUCGACGUUAGUAAUGCCGAACAGGUUCAUGUUUGGCUGAAGGACACGAUGGAAAUAUUUCAAAGGCUUGAUGGAGCUGCCAACAUUGCAGGCAUGGCAGGAGGGGACGGUCAAAGCACUGAGUCGAUUGACCAAGCAGCGUGGGAAAAAAUGCUGGCGGUCAACCUCACAGGCGUGAUGAUUUGUAUGAGAGCUCAGCUCCAGCAUCUUAUUAGGCCAGGAGGGGCCAUCGUCAACGUUUCAAGUACUUCGGGGCUCCGAGGUUUACCUAACAAUGCAGCAUACGCAUCGAGUAAGUUUGGGGUGAUUGGCUUGACUGAAUCCACGGCUGCAGAGUAUGGCAAGCAAGGAAUCAGAGUAAACGCUGUUCUACCAGGCCCGAUCGACACCAAGAUCUUUCGUGAGGGGGAAGCAAAGGGUCUUUUUAACGCGGACAUUGUGAGUGCUGGUACUUUGAUGGGGCGAAUGGGCCUGGCAGAAGAGGUGGCCAAAGUAAUUGCUUUCUUACUGAGCGAUGAUGCCUCGUACGUUACGGGCGCACGGUGGACUGUAGACGGUGGGUAUUCGGCAUGCGGUUUCUACAGGGCAGGCUGA
Exophiala spinifera is the source of this 771-nucleotide messenger RNA. RefSeq lists its product as uncharacterized. The transcript has 5 exons. Gene Ontology annotation, molecular function: oxidoreductase activity. The record is from RefSeq and is a predicted model, not a curated record. Lineage: Eukaryota; Fungi; Ascomycota; Eurotiomycetes; Chaetothyriales; Herpotrichiellaceae. Bases 1 to 771 code for a protein of 256 amino acids.